Messenger RNA from Odobenus rosmarus divergens (Pacific walrus), 1574 nucleotides. It is a transcript of the gene DMRTC2, whose product is annotated as DMRT-like family C2. The transcript has 8 exons. The record is from RefSeq and is a predicted model, not a curated record. Gene Ontology annotation, cellular component: nucleus. Gene Ontology annotation, biological process: regulation of DNA-templated transcription. The coding region runs from base 5 to 1123 and encodes 372 amino acids. NCBI's taxonomy places the organism in Eukaryota, Metazoa, Chordata, Mammalia, Carnivora, Odobenidae. Gene Ontology annotation, molecular function: sequence-specific DNA binding.
AUCCAUGGAAGCCAACGAAAUGCCCACUGUCCACCACUGUGCCUCCGAUCCUGCCACAGGGGGUGAGAUCAGAGCCCCUCCAGGCACUGAGCUUAUCCCCAGGAGAGCUGUCAGUCGCUCUCCAACCUGUGCCCGCUGCCGAAACCACGGCGUCACUGCCCACCUCAAGGGCCACAAGCGCCUGUGCCUCUUUCAGGCUUGCGAGUGUCACAAAUGUGUCCUCAUCUUGGAGCGCCGGAGGGUCAUGGCUGCCCAGGUGGCCUUGCGUAGGCAACAGGAGGCACAGCUAAAGAGGCAUCUGGCUCAGGGACUGAUGAGGAGAGGGGCGGCUCCUCCCAAAGCUCCUAGCCAUGCCAAGAAGGGAGCCACUCAACCAGGGGUCCCCCCUGGAAAGGAGAACAUAGCACCCCAGCCUCAGACACCCCAUGGGGCAGUCCCACUGGCACUGACACCCCCUGGGAAGGAUAACUCCCGGGGGCCUCUGCUGCUCAGCCGUCCCCCAGAAGCCUUGCCUUUGUCCUGGACUCCAGUGCCUCCAGGCACUUGGGCUCCUGGACACUGGCUGCCUCCAGGCUUUUCCGUGCCACCUCCUGUGGUAUGCCACUUGCUAUGUCAAGAAUCUACAGUCCCUCUGCAUCCCUCUCCUGGCUUUGACCCUGGCACUUCCCUCCGGCUGCCCACUCACGGGCCCCUCCCAACCUGCCCAGGAUCUCGUCCGAUACUGAUGGCUCCUCUUUCUGGAGAAUCCCAAGGGCCCUCUGCCCUGCCCCGCACAUGCUCGACUCUGAUACUCCAGCCCUGUGGCACCCCAGACCCUCUUCUGCUGCAGCCACAGGCCCCCGGAGCUUCUCGCCUGGCCUGGACCUCUGCCCCCUCAGAGCGGCAGCUGCAGCGGGAGGCAGCUGAGGCUCUUGUGGAUCUGAAAGAUUCUUCCCAGGCUCCCCGCCUGACCUCUUCUGUUCCCCCCAACCCUGCCUGGAUCUCCCUGCUCCACCCCUGUGGCCCACCAGCUCCCGCUGGAGGAAGAGGAUUCCAGCCUGUUGGCCCCUCUCUCCGACCCAGCCCAGCCCCCUCUGUGGCUCUGCAUAUUGGGCGUCUGGGCUCUAUCUCCCUCCUAAGCUAGAAGCCCAGAGGUGGAGGCCUUGCUGGGGCAAGAAGCAACAGCCUGCGGGCACUGCAUAUUUGGUAUUUUACUUCUGGAUUUAUGCAUGGAAUUUAAUGUAGUACAAGCUUCCGGCUUUUCUUUUUUUUAAGCUUUCACGUGCUUCGUUAGCUUUUGGUUCCUUUUGUAGUGUGGGCAUUUCCUUGAAUGAAAGUGGUAUGCUCUUACUCACUUGGGUCCUGGCACCUUUUUACAAUCCCCAGCAAAGUGAGAAUUGUGUAGUUUAAGCUAACCAGUAUCUAAAUAGGUUUUUGCAUGAGUUCACGUUCCAGAAUAUUUAUUUGACAUAUGAUCCUGUACAUAGCUGUGCGCUCAUGUCUGUCUCCAUGCAUGCAAAAAUAGGAGAGUAUUUUCAUUUUGUGUCUACCUUUGGGUGAGUAACUGGGAAAUAAACCUUUGUUGUUUUAAGCCA